UAGUAAUUUGAAUUAUUGUAGCGCAUAAAAGAGAGAACUUCUAUCGAAGAAACACGAUAUCCGACUCACAAAUAUGGAUCGUUCGCCAAAAGGCGAUGUGGAACAUGGAAUGCCAACAGCUUCCUCUGGGCCUGACGGUCAGAAGUCGAAGCAAAAAUCAAAAAUGGCCACUACUGGCGGAGGAGGUGAUAUAAAACGUAAAGCGCCAGCUUCACCGCCACCCAACAACACCAAAAAAAUUGUCCUUGCAUCCGGAGUGUUACUGUGCAUUGUUUCAUUGGUUGCCAUAGUUAUGGUAACAUCUGGAAACUAUGGAUCAUCAUACAACAUGUCUAUACCGCAGUUCCAGGGAGACCUUCAAAUGGAGGAACUGGAUGGUGAAAUGGUGACGUGGUCUGAUGACUACAACGACCCCAAUUCAGAAAAAUCACAAGCACUGAAGAAAACCUUGUCUUCAAGAAUGAGGUCAGCAUUCCAUGAUGAAGGCGUGGAGGUAGACGAGGUAAAUAUUCUAGGAUUCACACCUGCUGAACCAAAAACAGUAGUAACGACAAAACUGAAGUCAACAGCUCAAGCAGGAGGAAGGUCGGUGUUUUCAUCCAUGGGAGACUCCGAUCAAUUUCAGAGCGCAGAAGGUGCUUUGACACCAAACGAUAUCACCAGCAUGGAAGUGGAAACUGUUGAACAUGCGGACGUUAGUUACGUCAAUAUGAAAUUUGAGACGAAAGGGACACCCACAAAAAAUGCUGCUGUUUUUACGUCAUCGAACGGCCAAUGGACUUCGGUGUCUAAUAUGGUAGAAUCCAGAAUGGCGUCUGAAGGUGUUGGUGUCAGUAUCCAAGAAAUAAAACCCGAACCUCAAUUCAUGGAUAGCGUGUAUAAGGCGAUAGAGGAUAAACCGUCUCUCAUGCAAACUCCGCCCAUGCAAACGCCACAAGGAGAGCCCUGUCCUUGCCAAGAUACCGGUUAUGACAUUUCACCAAAAACGAAAGUUUGCCUUUGCGAUUCUUCGUGCGUGCAACCCCAGACAUACAUUUAUGGAGGAACAGAUAACAUAUUUGCAGUCUAUUCAAACCUCUGCUUGGCAGCUUACUAUGCUGGAAUUACAACUGAUGAAGGAGGGGUAGUUGAAGUGAUAGAUUUGAAUGAGGGUAAAGUUACAAGCGCUGGGGUUAAGAAUGGAGUUACAGCAUGGAAUAUUCCUUUUGAUGUCAGAAUAUUUAAAGUGAAAAGCUUUGGACCAGUCAUCAAUCCAGCUCAGCCCCCUCCCAGUCCCGGAUCAACCAAUCAGUUCAGUGAAGCUAUUAUAACAGGCGAAGUGAUGUUUACAAUGUAUUUGCAAUAUCUAACUGUUGGAGGACAACCCGUAUCUUUUGUGCCAUCAAUGACGAACGUGAAAUCCAGCGAGGCAAAGCAAUUGACAGAUAUGGUGCUUUCAAAGAUUCAGUCGGGCGUUUCAGCACACGGAUUUGUCGUUGGGGGUGUUGUACCCAGUGAAAUUAUACAUCCACCGACUAAAGCUGGAGUGAUUAUAGGUGUUGAAAUAAAAGGAGAUUUUGCAACAAAUGUGGAAAACGCUGUUAGAUUGGAAGGUAUGGAGGCCGGAUCCGUUCCUGCAAAGAUUUUGCAGUCAAUGUCAGGAGACGAUGUAAGAAUCCGCGUUUUCAGAUAUUCUAAAGCCUUCCUCGAGAAGAUGACAAGAUCGAUGGAAAAAGCCGGAGCAUCACAAAAUGCGUAUUAAACAGUUGAACAGCGACAUAUGAUAUUAUGGUAAUUGUUAUUGUUCAACCUAACUUGCUAAAUUCCAUAAACAACACAAGUUGUUUGAUUUCAAAUAUAGUUCCCUUUGUUGCAUUGAA
Molecule: messenger RNA, 1859 nt
Organism: Styela clava
Lineage: Eukaryota; Metazoa; Chordata; Ascidiacea; Stolidobranchia; Styelidae
Source: RefSeq, a predicted model, not a curated record